AUGAUUGCUUCUCCGAAUGUUCCAUUCUUUGUUAACAGAACCUACUUUCCUAAAGGACUCCUGGGAGAGUUACAGCAAAUGCUGCCCAAAGUUGCAGCACGGAACAGGGCGCUAUCUUGGCUCGCCCUCCUCGGUGUGGUCUUGGCCCUAUCUAGCGGCAGUGUUUGCGUCCACUCCUCGAGCCUGCCUCCUUGGGCGUGCGACGGGAAGGAAGGCUUCGUACAGCAAUGCGGGAAGUGUGUAGCAGACUCCCAGUGUGAAAGCGGUCUAUUCUGCUGCCCCACUCUGAGAGUUUGCAUGCGCACUCGAUCAGACCGAUGCCGCAAACCUUACAACGUAUGCAGGAGCACGUACAGAAUGCGCAGGCCUGAGUACGCAGACGAGAUCACUUGGGCAAGGGAGUGUGAAGGUCCGGGCCUUGUAGAAUGGAUGGAAUGCCCAUAA
Messenger RNA from Eimeria necatrix, 444 nucleotides. RefSeq lists its product as hypothetical. The coding region runs from base 1 to 444 and encodes 147 amino acids. The transcript has 2 exons. The record is from RefSeq and is a predicted model, not a curated record. NCBI's taxonomy places the organism in Eukaryota, Apicomplexa, Conoidasida, Eucoccidiorida, Eimeriidae.